CAUCACGUCAAACGUCAAUACAAACUCUCAUUUUUCUCCAUUCUUCCAUUCUCUUUCGUAUUGUGCGUGUUUAUUAAUUUUUUUUUUGCUUAACACAUGGAAAGAAAGAGUGGAUUGGGAAUGAUCAAAUAGAUAAAAGUUUUAUUGUAAGCAAUUCUCUGCUAAUUAAAAGAGUUAAUAAAGAGAUUAUGAGUAACCUCACCAUAGAAAAUACAGAAGAUCUGGAUAAUGUGUCUCCACCUAAACAAGCUAAAAUUACAUCUUUUCAAUCUGCUUUCAGUAACUUGAAAAAAUCUGAGUUUUUUAAGGAACAAUUGCCAGCUCCUGAAAUUUCCACAGCAACAACUUCCCACAGAACUAAUGCUGUCUUAGUCAGCCCAAAACAGAAGGGUAACCCAUUGCUAAAAUUUAUAAAUAAUGUUCCAUGGGAAUAUUCCGACAUUAUACCAGACUAUGUAAUGGGGAAAACUACAUGUGCUCUUUUUUUAUCUAUCCGUUAUCACCAACUCAAUCCUGAUUAUAUUCAUGAAAGACUCAAAUUGUUAGGUAAUGCUUACAAUUUGCGAGUACUCCUUGUGCAGAUAGACGUUGCUGAACCUCAUCAUGCUUUAAAACAUUUAACAAGAAUAUCCAUUCUGGCAGACAUGACGAUAAUGUUAGCUUGGAGUGCGGAAGAUGCAGGAAAAAUUAUUGAAACUUACAAAAGAUACGAGACCAAACCCCCUGAUGAUAUUAUGGAACGCAGCAAUACAGCACCCCAUCAAAAGUUGGUUAAUGCUUUAACGACAAUAAGAUCUAUUAAUAAAACUGAUGCAACAACUCUUCUAACAACUUUUGGCACAUUGGCUGAUAUUGUACAAACACAACCCAAUACGCUGGCCUUAUGUCCUGGAUUUGGAUUACACAAAGCUCAGAAGCUUCAUAAAAUUUUACAUGAACCUUUUCUACGUACAUCAUAAAUCUUUUUAUAAAAUGGAUGAAAUAAUAUGAUGAAUGAAUAAUAGAUUUUUUACGGAAAAAAUAUAAUGUAAAAUAUAAAUAAUUUUAAUCCUAAAUAUUUUAUAUAUUAAAAUAUAAACAGUUAAACAUAUUUAAGAUAGAAAAUUUAAAAAAAAAUUUACUUUUGUUUUUAAGAAUUCAGAAAGAAUUUAGAGAAAAAAAGACUAAUUUAUAUAACAAGAGGGAACUUUUUUAUUUUCUUCAGUUUUCUGCUUGAAAAUGUAUAUUUCUU
Messenger RNA from Cataglyphis hispanica, 1231 nucleotides. RefSeq names its product DNA excision repair protein ERCC-1 (gene Ercc1). Gene Ontology annotation, biological process: UV-damage excision repair; nucleotide-excision repair; meiotic mismatch repair. The transcript is spliced from 5 exons. Gene Ontology annotation, molecular function: single-stranded DNA binding; damaged DNA binding. The coding region runs from base 189 to 959 and encodes 256 amino acids. Lineage: Eukaryota; Metazoa; Arthropoda; Insecta; Hymenoptera; Formicidae. The record is from RefSeq and is a predicted model, not a curated record. Gene Ontology annotation, cellular component: ERCC4-ERCC1 complex; nucleus; nucleotide-excision repair factor 1 complex.